UGUGGGAGCUGUAGUGCUGGGCAAAGACCGGGGGGUCAGUAGGCAGUCGGCUAGUGGCCGGGGGAUGAGGAGGAUGUUGGUGCUUUGCAAAUGGUGUAAUGAAUACUCUUGGUUUGGGAGAAGAAUCGUGUGGCGUUGAAUGAGUGUCACUGUUUGGGAAUGCCUUUAAUUCUGUGAAAGGGCCAUAUGGAGAUUUUGCCUAACAGCAAAAGUGAACUGUUGACGGCCAAUCUGGAUUUUAACGGCCUGCUGAAGAAUCAGUCUUCUUUGAGGAAGAAAAGGUUGCUGAUUAUUGUACCAGAUGAAUUCCAGAAAACCAAGGCAGAAACAGAAGUGGGAACAAAUUUCAGCAUUGAACUACGGAAGGGCUUGAUCGAGCCAACAAAAGAGAUUAGUAAUCAAAUGUUCAAUUUAGCAAACCUGUUUCACUUCCACUAGCUUGAAAAGCAUUGAACUUUAAAGAUAUGGCUGUGAAUGUUAGGGUGAUGCUAUGGACCUUUUAUGCAGUAUUUGUACUCUUGGGGCAAGUUAAUGGCCACAGUAUGUUCGCUUGUGAGCCCAUUUCUCUCCGAUUGUGUCGUGACCUGCCUUACAAUAUGACUUUCAUGCCAAAUCUUCUAAAUCAUUAUGAUCAGCAGACUGCAUCCCUGGCAAUGGAGCCAUUCCACCCUCUUGUAAACUUGAAAUGUUCCAGAGACCUUCAGCCAUUCCUCUGUGCAAUGUAUGCCCCAAUAUGCACUGAAUAUGGGCGUGUUACUUGGCCAUGCCGUAAACUGUGCCAGCGAGCUUAUAUGGAGUGUCAUAAGCUAAUGGAAAUGUUUGGAGUGACGUGGCCAGAAGAGAUGGAGUGUGCAAAGUUUCCAGAUUGUGAUGAAGGCUAUCCACGCCAAACAGACUCUGUUUCAGAUGGUGACCCCACAGAGGAGGCCCCAAUGGCUGUUCAGAGAGACUAUGGUUUCUGGUGCCCAAGGGAAUUGAAAAUCAAUCCAGAGCUUGGCUAUUCUUUCCUGGGGGUUGCAGACUGUUCACCUCCUUGCCAUAACAUGUAUUUCAGACGUGAAGAACUGUCCUUUGCCAGGUACUUCAUUGGUGUGAUAUCCAUUGUCUGCCUGUCUGCCACACUCUUCACCUUCCUCACAUUCCUCAUUGAUGUAAAACGAUUCCGCUACCCGGAGCGCCCUAUCAUAUUUUAUGCAGUCUGUUACAUGAUGGUUUCCUUAGUGUUUUUUAUUGGUUUUCUUCUUGAGGACACAGUUGCCUGCAACAGAAAUGAUCCUUCAGUUUACAAAGCAUCCACAGUGACACAGGGUUCCCACAAUAAAGCAUGUACUAUUCUGUUUAUGGUACUGUACUUCUUCACAAUGGCUGGCUCAGUUUGGUGGGUCGUCCUUACCAUAACGUGGUUUUUAGCUGCCGUUCCCAAAUGGGGCAGUGAGGCAAUAGAAAAGAAAGCCUUACUGUUUCAUGCAAGUGCCUGGGGGAUCCCAGGGACACUCACCAUAAUCCUCCUCGCCAUGAACAAAAUCGAAGGGGACAAUAUCAGUGGCGUUUGCUUUGUUGGAUUGUACAAUGUUGAUGCACUGCGGUAUUUUGUCCUGGCUCCAUUGUGUCUCUAUGUGGUGGUGGGGGUUUCCUUGUUGCUGGCAGGUAUAAUAUCACUGAACCGUGUGCGGAUUGAAAUCCCAUUGGAGAAAGAGAAUCAGGACAAGCUGGUGAAGUUCAUGAUCCGAAUUGGUGUGUUCAGCGUUCUCUAUCUCGUCCCACUCCUUGUCGUGAUUGGAUGUUAUUUCUACGAGCAAGCAUUCCGAACUGUGUGGGAGACAACGUGGAUUCAGGAACGGUGUCGUGAAUAUCACAUUCCCUGCCCUUACCAGGUGACGCAAGCGAGCCGCCCUGAUCUUAUACUCUUCCUGAUGAAGUAUCUGAUGGCUCUGGUGGUCGGGAUCCCAUCCGUGUUCUGGGUUGGCAGUAAGAAGACCUGUUUUGAAUGGGCCAGCUUCUUCCAUGGGCGCAAGAAGAAAGAUUCUGUGAAUGAGAGUCGCCAAGUUUUGCAGGAACCAGAGUUUGCUCAGUCUCUGCUGAGAGAUCCAAACACCCCCAUCAUCCGCAAAUCUCGAGGCACCUCCACCCAAGGAACAUCCACUCACGCCUCCUCCCAGCAACUGGCCAUGGAUGAUCAGAGGAGCAAAGCUGGCAGCGUCCACAGUAAGCUCAGCAGUUACCACGGCAGCCUUCACAGGUCACGGGACGGCAGAUACACACCGUGCAGCUUAAGAGCUCUGGAUGAGAGGUUGGUUCACGGUAGUCUGCCACGGCUCAAUGAUCAGUCUCGGCAAAGCAGCCUGCACCGCCUGAAUGACCAGUCCCGGCAUAAUAGCAUCAGAGAUCUCACAAACCCGGCAACACACAUCACCCAUGGCACGAGCAUGAACCGGGUCAUCGAAGAAGACUGCACAAGUGCCUAAUCAUUGUUUCUGCAACAAAGGCAAAGCAAAGGGGCCUCUAAUGUUUAAACAAAAUCAAUAAAACAGAAGCCUGAAAGAUCAGCGACCAAACACAAGAAGUCGAUUUAAAAAUCUAACAAAUAUGGAAGAAAAUCAAUUUUGGCAAAAUGUGUUUAGAAGUAUCACGACUGUUGUAAACCUUAAUGGGAAGGAAGAUUACAAGCUGUUGGCCUGGGCUGCAUUGUUUUCAACAUUGUUAUCAGAUCCAUAUAAAUCAAAUAGGAAUAUUGAAUACCUUUCAGAAUUGAUGAUGAGCUUUGAUCUUAAGCUCCCAGUUUUAAAAGCCUUGUUAUAACACCCUUAAAUACGUAUUUUUGUGAUUCUGAUGCAGAAGGUGAUUUUAAAGACAUUGACCAAUAUCCCAUCACGGGAACACAAAGGGUAAAUGUUUGUAAUUUUUUGUUUCUAGCCUAAUUGGAAAGACAAUAGCAUGUAUGUUAGUUUUCAAGGUACGUAUCUUAAACCGAUUGAAUCCUGUUGUUGUAAACGGGAUUAUUGUGUGAAAGAUCAAAUAAUGUUAAAAAUAUUGUAGAAAUAUGUUGUGUUUACUUGAAAUUAGAUUGGUUUAGGGAAGGGGCUAGUGCAAGUUCUAUAGCCACUCCUCCGGUCAGGAUGUUUCAAUUCUACCUCAUGCUGUCCCAUCUAAAAUAUUAUGGACAGGAAACAUCAUUCAGCUGUUUGGACUGAUUCAUUCAUCACUGAUGCAUUUUUCUACUGGUUAACUCGUGCACUGAACUUGAUGGAUGUUGUUUAGUUUAAAGAUGCAGUACAGAAAGAGGCCCUUUGGCCCACCGAGUCUGCAAGGACCAGCGAUCCCUGCACAUUAACA
Molecule: messenger RNA, 3333 nt
Organism: Amblyraja radiata (thorny skate)
Lineage: Eukaryota; Metazoa; Chordata; Chondrichthyes; Rajiformes; Rajidae
Product: frizzled-3
Exons: 7
Coding region: 465-2465 (666 amino acids)
Biological process (GO): canonical Wnt signaling pathway; non-canonical Wnt signaling pathway
Cellular component (GO): plasma membrane
Molecular function (GO): Wnt receptor activity; Wnt-protein binding
Source: RefSeq, a predicted model, not a curated record